CAACCCCCAUCCAUUUAGUAUCACCCAAGUUUCUGAAUACAGAAAUAAGCUAUUAACUAAGAGUAAAGAAGAAGCUAGAGCUACAGAAAUGGCAAAGACCAUCAGUUCCAUCUGCUUCACCACUCUUUUGCUCGUUGUCUUGUUCAUUUCGGCCGAAAUCCCAAAGAGCGAGGCAACAUGUACGAAGUAUUUAGGCGAGGCCAUAUUGGCGUACCCAUGUAAGGAAAGCUAUUGUGAAGCCAAAUGCGCUGAGCAUUACCACGAGUCAUGCAGAGGAGAGUGUGAGGAUCACCACCACGACGGAGUGCAUUUGACAAAUGACCACGACGACCAUUGUUACUGCUACGGUCGUUAUUAAACUGCUGAAGGUUACUAAUAAUCUCGUAUCGAAAUUAAAAAAAAAUUAUGUAAGCGUGGUGGUUUCGUUGAAUGUAAGUGUAUGCAUGUGCGAGCGUUGUUUUUUUAUAAAAUAAAAUAAAAUAGUACGUAGGACGAAGCUAGUGAGUUUGCUUCCCUCUACGUCUAUGUUGUAUGUUAUUUUGAUUUGAAUAAUAAUAGAGUUGUUUUGUGUUU
Molecule: messenger RNA, 573 nt
Organism: Raphanus sativus (radish)
Lineage: Eukaryota; Viridiplantae; Streptophyta; Magnoliopsida; Brassicales; Brassicaceae
Product: defensin-like protein 205
Exons: 2
Coding region: 89-358 (89 amino acids)
Source: RefSeq, a predicted model, not a curated record